AUGGUCUUCUUUAUUGUUCAACAUGGAAAUUGCCAAAGUAUUAACGUUGGUGCUGGUUUCGUUCAAAGAAAAGGCACCCAUUUUAUUCUAAAUGGUAAGCCACAUUAUGUAAACGGAUUCAAUGCCUAUUGGUUAAUGAUGAUGGCAUCUGACCCAUCUACAAGAUCCAAAGUCACUUCCACUUUUCAACAAGCUUCAAAACAUGGUUUAAAUUUAGGAAGAUCAAUUGCUUUUAAUGAUGGAGAUAUUAAACCCCUUCAAAUCUCUCCCGGUUCUUAUGACGAAAAUGUUUUUAGGGGAUUGGAUUUUGUGAUAUCGGAGGCAAGAAAAUAUGGAGUGAAACUUAUGCUAACCUUUGUGAAUAAUUGGAAAGCUCUUGGAGGCAAAAUGAAAUAUGUCCAAUGGGCAAGAGAACGUGGUCAAAAUAUCAUAGAUGAAGAUGGCUUUUUUAUAAACCCUAUUGUUAAACAAUACUACAAAAAUCACGUUAAGGCUGUGCUAACAAGAAAGAACACCAUAAAUGGACUUUUAUAUAAGAAUGACCCAACUAUAUUUUCAUGGGAGCUUAUGAAUGAACCUCGUUUCCCAAAUCACUCUAUUCAGAAUUGGGUUACUGAGAUGGCUGCAUAUGUGAAAUCCAUUGAUAGAAAUCAUUUGUUGAAUAUCGGAAAUGAAGGGUUCUAUGGUGAAACAGUACCGAUAAGGAAGCAGCUGAAUCCCGUUUCUAUUAAUCUUGGGACUGAUUUUAUUAAAAAUAAUCAAAUUCCUCAAAUCGAUUUUGCCACCUUUCAUGUAUACGAUGAUAGAUGGUUAGUAAACAAAACGGAGAGAGCCAAAAGUGUAUAUGUUGACAAAUGGAUAGUAGCUCAUCUUAAGGAUGCAGAUACUCUUUUAAGAAAGCCAAUUAUUUUAGCAGAGUUUGGGAAGUCUUCAAGAGAAUCACCGGGAUAUAACAUAGCUAAAAAGGAUAAUUACUUCAAGAAAAUAUACAAUGCUAUAUCUACAGGUGCUACUAGUGGAGGCUCGUGUGCAGGUGGGAUUUUCUGGCAACUUCUGUCUCCAGGAAUGGAUAGUUAUGGAGAUGGUUAUGAAGUUAUUUUGGAGAAUAGUCCUACAACUGCACAGAUCAUCAAAGAACAAUCUACUAAGAUGUCAAAUAUGAAAAAUAAAUCAUUGUAUUAG
Molecule: messenger RNA, 1182 nt
Organism: Lathyrus oleraceus (garden pea)
Lineage: Eukaryota; Viridiplantae; Streptophyta; Magnoliopsida; Fabales; Fabaceae
Product: mannan endo-1,4-beta-mannosidase 4
Exons: 5
Coding region: 1-1182 (393 amino acids)
Biological process (GO): polysaccharide catabolic process
Molecular function (GO): mannan endo-1,4-beta-mannosidase activity
Source: RefSeq, a predicted model, not a curated record